This is a messenger RNA of Phytophthora infestans T30-4, 381 nucleotides long. Its product is annotated as secreted RxLR effector peptide protein, putative. The transcript has a single exon. The coding region runs from base 1 to 381 and encodes 126 amino acids. Lineage: Eukaryota; Oomycota; Peronosporomycetes; Peronosporales; Peronosporaceae. The record is from RefSeq and is a predicted model, not a curated record.
AUGCGUUUUAGUUACACCAUUUCGGUCACUACAGUCGCCAUCCUUGCAAGUGGUGAAAUUGUUGUCCCCUCUGUAAAUUCCGAAGAAACCAAGCUCGUGGUUCUAGCACAAGCUUCAAACAUAACUGAUCAGAAUGUUGUCGCUGGCAAAAGGCUUUUAAGAGAUGAUGGUGCUCGCCAUGGCAAUUUGUCCGCCCAAGAAGAAGACCGGUCGUUUCUGAAGAAUACCCAGUUUCUGUACUGGUACAUGAUGGGGAGGACACCUCAGAGCGUCUACAAGAAAUACUUCGAAGGCAUGGACCGCUCCAUCGUCGUCAAUAACCCGAACUACGCCGUUUGGAAGAGAUACGAAGACUACUACAAGAAGAAGACAAGUGCUUAG